UUGCUCUCCACAACUACAUUUACUGGAACCGUGACAUCCAGAAAACCUAUUCAGUAGAUAACGCUUUAUGGACCGGGACGCAAAGUUAGCCCUACUGUUGAGCAUAUUUGACGACCGUUCCGAAAGAAAUCUUCUCGACGCUUUGGACUUUGCUCAAGGACGUGUUGAGCAAGCUGUGGAAAUACUUUUAGGAAAUGCGGAAGGGCAUGUUAGUGGAGGGACAAACAAGAGAAAACAUGGUGCAACGAUAGACGAAUUCUUUGGGGGAAGUGAACGGGGGGGUAAGAAGAUGCAUUUGGACAGACAUGUUGAUGUCAGCGACGACGCAAGUCAACCUGGGACGACGACGACUAGUUCUCCGGGUAGCCGAAAUGCGUUUGAGGUUCUAUGUUCAGGGUCCCUCCAUGCAGAGGAUGCAAAGGGUGUAUCACUACCUCCAAGGACUCUGACGGCCAAGGAGGUUGCAGAGCAUAUACCAUGCCAAUUGGUUCUGGAUGUGCUUCCCGAAGAAUUAGCCGCUUCACUGCUGCAAAAGUUAAUGGUUGAGGCAGAGUCUUGGAAGAUCAAGCGUUUUGUCAUGUUUGACCGUGAGGUCGAAUCACCGCAUACAACGAGCUUUUACACCGACGAGCCAUACACGUCCUCAUCGUCAACACCAGACGUUGAAUACUAUUACGGAGGUAAAAAGACAACAGAUGUGAGGACCAUGUUUCCGGAACUCGCCCAAGCUCGUUCACUCAUUGCCGAACGAGUAAAUCGGGCACUUGACGAACGCGAUCAUGUCCAAGGGGGAAGACAUCCAGCGGAAUUGGUCGGAAUAUGGGAACCAAAUAUUGUUUUGGCGAAUUGUUAUCGUGGUGCGGCCGAGGGAGUUGGGGCACACAAUGACAAGAUGACGUACAUUGGUCCUCGUCCAACUAUAGGAUCAUUGACGUUGGGAGCGACUCGACCAUUCCGUGUACGGAGAAUUAGACGCCCAGGAGGACCUGUACCUCAGACUUUUAAUAUUAUGCUGCCUCACAAUUCUUUGCUUAUCAUGCUUCCUCCCAUGCAGGAGGAAUACAAACAUGAAGUGCCAAAAUGUAACCCGAAACUUUUAAUUCAGCACCCAAUAUCCAAGGACACGCGAAUCAACCUUACAUUCCGAGUUGCAAGGCCAGAGUAUCGGGACAAUAUACCCGUCUGUCGAUGCGGAAAUCCCACCGAGUUGAGGGUUGUCAUCAAAAAGGAGUCCAACCUCGGUCGGUACUUUUACAUGUGUGCAGGUGGGGGUAAUGAAACGUCCGGUAUCGAAUCUGGAUCCAAUUGUGGAUUUUUUGAGUGGUUAGAUCUAAAGGGCAAAUCAUAGAGCUAAAGAUGGUCAAUCACCCUUUGAAGAUUUGCCAGAGUCAUUAAUGAUAUUUGUGAAUUUGGCGCGGAUUAUAGUUUGAAUAACAUCCUAGUCGAUGCCCUAUGACGCCUAGCCAACCUAUGCAACCGCCCGUAGUAUACCCCCGCCCGCCCUAGCCAGAACUUGC
Spizellomyces punctatus DAOM BR117 is the source of this 1517-nucleotide messenger RNA. RefSeq lists its product as uncharacterized. Gene Ontology annotation, biological process: DNA repair; DNA alkylation repair. NCBI's taxonomy places the organism in Eukaryota, Fungi, Chytridiomycota, Chytridiomycetes, Spizellomycetales, Spizellomycetaceae. The transcript has 4 exons. The record is from RefSeq and is a predicted model, not a curated record. Gene Ontology annotation, molecular function: zinc ion binding; dioxygenase activity. Gene Ontology annotation, cellular component: nucleus. Bases 68 to 1348 code for a protein of 426 amino acids.